Molecule: messenger RNA, 2123 nt
Organism: Dermatophagoides pteronyssinus (European house dust mite)
Lineage: Eukaryota; Metazoa; Arthropoda; Arachnida; Sarcoptiformes; Pyroglyphidae
Source: RefSeq, a predicted model, not a curated record
UUGGGAAAUUGUUUAAAUUGGCAUUCAUUUUUUCUACUGAUUACACUAAUAUAUAACUAGUGCCGAUUGUAAAUUUUACUUUUGGUUUGAUAAUUUUUUUUUACUUGAUCACCUUAAAUUGGUCGAGUGUCGAUUAUAAUAUAUCGACCUUUAAAAUAUAAUAAGUGUAAAAUUUUCUUUUAAAAAUGUACUGGUUUUAUUAUCGUAACCGAAUCAAGAGAACACAUAGUGGACGUGAUACAUUUACAAAUACUUCCGGUGCUAUACCAUUGACAUUUGCAUCAAGUCAAUUAUUAGCAGAAUUGGAAUCAUUACGUGAACAAAUUCUUACAAUAUUAAUCGAAGAUGAUGAUCCAGAUUCCACCAAAGAUGACAAUCUUGAGGAAAUUUUAAGAAAAUACUAUCAACUAUUUCGAGGUUUUAUUUAUUUGCCCACCGAAUCCAGUAUUAGACCAUCAUCAGCAUCAACAAAAAAACUAAAUGCUGAUAAAUCAAAAAUCUAUCAAGCAAUGGGAAAGUCACCAUUACGACGUUUAUUUCGUUUUAAAUGGGAUGAUUCAAUAACCGAUGCAAAAGUAUCGGCUAACGAUACCUUAUUUGAAUUGAUUUCAAUGAUCACUAAUCAUGCCAUUUGGCUGAUGCAUUGGUGUCAGAAUAUAUCUUUGAGUUUACCGAUGAAUUAUUUGCCACAACAUGUUCCCAUAAUGCAAAAAAUUUUUCGUCGUGCUGCUGGUGAAUUUCAAAUUGCAUUUCAAAUAUUUCAACCACAAUUACCUGAACAAUUGCAUAAUCGAAUUGAUUCUAGUAAUGUUAACAUUUUACAAGCAUAUUAUUAUCAAUGUUUAGCUGAAGGAUGGGAAUUAUGGUUUCUCAGAAUAUUACAAAAUAUGGUUGUUUUUCAAGACGAUCGUUGGAAAUUAAAACCAUAUGGUGGAUCUGUUGAUCCGAAAUCAAUUUCUAGAAUAGCAUCGAAUAUUUAUGAACAUUUCAAUCAAUCAAUGGAACGUAUACAAAUAGUAAAAACUGAAUUAAUUAAUCUUCAAAGAAGUUCUGAUGCCAAUUUCUAUAAUGAAUGGUUAGCAUAUUUAGAAAUAAAAUCCUAUUAUUUUCAAGCAUGGAAUUAUCUCGCCAAUAGCAAUGAACGUUGGCUUAUUGCGCCUGAACCAGGAAAAAUUCAACAACAAUUACAACAAGAGUUGAAAGAAAUUGAAAAACAUUAUACAGAGAUGAAAAAUUUCAUUGAAAAAUAUAAUUCAUUAAUGAAUAAAAGUCCAGAAAAUCAAAUCAACAAAGAAUCAAUGUUAGUUGAAUAUCGAUUAUAUUCACAAAUGCUACAGGAACAAGUGGACAAAUUGGAACGAUCAGUCGGUAUUAAUUCGCUUUUUGAUGAUCGUAUUCAAUCAACUAUGAUUCCAAAAGCUAUGGAACCGAUUCAAUAUCUAUUUCCUGAAUUUGAUAAAAUUUGGAACUCCAAUUUCUAUAGUGAAUUCGGUGUACAUCUACCGCGUGAAGCUGCAGAAGCACUUGCCGCACAAAUUAAACGUCAAAAAGAAAAAGAAGAGCGAAAAUUAGCUGAAAAAAACUCACCAAAGAAAAAACAGUCACCUUUCAAUAGGAUUUCAAGAAUAUUUAAACGAAAAUCACCACAUGUUAUUAAAAGUUUAUCAAGUAAAGCUAGUACGACUGAUGUAAAUUUUAAAUCACCAAAACCUUAUCUUUCACCAAGAAAAAUACCAUUUGGUCAUGAAAUUACACCUAUUCCUGUACCGGAUCGACAUGGUAAAAAUCUAUUAGCAUCAGCACCAUUGGUUAUACCGGAAUCGAAAGCUGAAGAAAUGUAUAAAAGCAAUAUAUCAUCAUCAUCAUCAUCACGAUUUCAGAAAAUAAUAUCAUCACCACGAUCUCAAAAACCGAUAUCACCAUCGAAUAGAUCAACUACUAAAAUACAACAGCAACGGCCAAAUAUAAUGACUAUAUUAAAAAAAAGUCAAGAUCUUAACCGAACAACGAGUUUGUUUGGUUCCCAAAUAAAUAGUUCGGCAGAAGUUUCGAAACAAUAACAAAAGAAUUAAAAUUAAAUUAUUUCAUUUUGAAUUUAUAAUGAUAAAUUUAUAUAUCAUAAG